Astyanax mexicanus (Mexican tetra) is the source of this 3116-nucleotide messenger RNA. RefSeq names its product eva-1 homolog C (C. elegans) (gene eva1c). NCBI's taxonomy places the organism in Eukaryota, Metazoa, Chordata, Actinopteri, Characiformes, Acestrorhamphidae. Gene Ontology annotation, molecular function: heparin binding; carbohydrate binding. The record is from RefSeq and is a predicted model, not a curated record. The coding region runs from base 316 to 1620 and encodes 434 amino acids. The transcript is spliced from 8 exons. Gene Ontology annotation, cellular component: extracellular region.
GAGGGGAGUCUGACCUGUGGCGCACUUCUUAUUUCCUUCUCCGCUUCAGUUCAGCUCGGUCUCGGACUCGCUCCUGGAACAUGUGUCUCCGGGUCCCCCGCGGACCCUCCGUCUCCGGGCCCGGUCACCGCCUGCACCGUCCCGCUGACCCGCUCUAAACCCGCCGCGCUCCGGGGCUCUGAGCUCCGGGAGAGAGAGGGAGACGGAGCGCCGCUAGUAAACUCCGUGACAGGUGAGGGGGCGUCGGCUGUCGGUAUUACUGGAAUUCCUGGGAAAUUCCCCGUGAGGGGCUUUAAUGAACUCGAGGUGUGGAGUAUGAUGAACUCCUCUCAGCGCCCGGGCUGCUGCUCCCACACUUCCCACAGUUCCCACAGAGCCUGGCGGGCUCUUCCCAUCCUCUCCGGGCUUCUCCUGCUGUGGAGCAGAGACACACACGGACUCUCAGACUUCUCCAACUAUUUAUUCAGGAUCAUCAACAGUCACUCAACACGUGCCCGUGACGGAGAGCUCGCCCUGUUGUCAUGCCCGCGCCACUCCACUAUCACCGUGCACGCUGCCUUCUACGGGGGAAAUGGGGCACGCUCUGGACGUGAGGUCAUGUCCAGCUGUUCCUCACGCACAGCCUUACAGAAGAUGCUAUCAGAAUGCCAAGGCCAUAGAAACUGUCAGGUCCUGGUCCAUCAUCAUUUGUUUGGCCGAGACCCAUGCCCUGGAACCCCAAAACACCUUUAUGUGUCUUACAGCUGUAAACCCACGGAGCACAAAAACAGGACAGGAUGUGAAGGAGGUAAGCUGCUGCUUCACUGUAAACAUCCAAAGGUGCUGAACAUCUACUGGGCCAUCUAUGGACGAGAACUUGAGGAGAGAGAUGCUUGUUUGGCUGAGGGAGAACAGACACCUCCCUUUGAGUGUUUAUUUCAUGGGGCUGUAGACGCAGUAAGAAGCUUGUGUUAUGGAAAGCAGCGGUGCCUACUUGCUGUUGAUGAUCAGCAUUUCAGAAACCCAUGCCCUCCUGGGACAAACAAGUACCUCACCGUCCUCUAUUCUUGUGUUCCACAGGUUUUACUCAAAGAAGCUGACCCCGACUUUUUCAAAACUACCUCAGCUCCCCACGACACCACCAAAGCAGGGGACUUUCCAGAUGUGAGAGAUUCCAGACUGCCAAAAAUGCAUGGAAUUCUUGUGAGCAAUUCGCUUAUGGCAUAUGGCUACAUUAAAGAAAACGCAGAGAUGGCCGGCCUGCUCUUCGUCUCCAGCGUAUGUCUGGGUCUGCUCGUUGUUCUGCUGGCCAUCUCCAUGAAGAUAACCUGUACGAGACACCCUGACAGGACAACUUGUCUCCACAAGAAAGCACUUGAAGAAUUGAAAAGUGAUGAUGAUGAUGAUGAUGAUGAUGAUGAUGACGAGGAUGAUGAAAGCACUGACGAAGAUGAUGUUUCUGAACCCUUGAUGGACAGUUCUAUGAUGUCAGAGGUGGGAAGGAAAGUGUACUGUUGGGAAGAGAUGACGUAUACCACUGAAGCUGCAGAGCUGAUGGAGAGGCUGGAACGUCGGGAGAUGGUGAUCGAGGAGAUCAGGUUGAAUGCUUACCUUAAUGGAACCUCCUGUGCUCUUCACUGACUAAAACACACACACACACACCACACACACACACACACACACUGUUCUGUUGUUCAGCUGCCUGUGUAGUUGUCUGUGUAAUUUAUGAAUACAUGUUAAUACAGUUGUAUAAAAAUAUUUGGGACACCCUGUAUUUAUAUUUAUAUUUAUUUAUUUUAUUAUUUUUUUAAUUUUUAAAAAUUAGACGGCCAAUUACCCAACUCACUCAUUAGGACUUCCCCUAUCACUAGUAAUGCCCCAGGCUACAAAGCUGAUUCACACAGCCUCUCUCCCGCUAAUCGUAAUAAACACUGCUGGGAAAGGUUCAGCUGCGCUACCAUGGAGAACAAAACUCAGCACAAACUAUGUGUGAUAAAAUCAGCGGAACAUAAACACAGCAAACAUCAUGAGGCAUUUCUCUCACCACCAAGACUUUCAUAAAGGUAAACUCUAUUAGUGAAAGCAGGUUAAGCACAUAAUGUAGCGCAGCUCAGCUAACUAACUUGUUAGCUAACCUAGGCAGUUUGAUAUGUCUCCAGUUUGGUUCAGCGUUGUUUAAUGUCUAAAAGGGAUCUAUGUAAUCCAUGAUCAUUAGCAAAAAGGUAUUUAGGUUAUAUUUGCCUCAAUCGCCAGUUAACAUCGCGCCGACAGACGCAUUUCAUACAGCGUUAAGUGAAUUUAAUAUACUAUUAAUUUAGGCGUUAAUACGCCUAAGUAGCAAGGGUGUCAAAAGUAUUCACAAAGUGUUCACAUGCUGCUGAUGCUGUAGCAUUGCCGAGCAGCAUCACAGCGCUAACGCUCGGAGGAAAGCGCAGCGACUCGGUUCCGAUACAUCAGCUCACAGACGCCCUGUGCUGCAGACAUCACCCUAGGAGUCAUGUGGAGAGAGAGCGCCAUCUACCCACCCGGAGGGAGCAGGGCCAAUUGUGCUCCCUCUGAGCGCCGGCAGCUUGAUGGUAAAACUGCAUGAGCGGGGGUUCAAACCUGCGACCUCCUGCUCAUAGUGGCAGCACUUUGGACCUCUGGACCACUCUGCGCCCCUUAUUUAAUAUUUUUAAUAAAAGAAAAGCAUUGCAGCAAGCGAUGCUGCACAUUCAACACUCCUUAACCAACUAAAUCUUUCUGCAUGUCCUAUUCUUUAAUAUACAGUGUUUGCUUUGCCUUUGCUCGGCUUCCCCAGUUCCCCUUAAUUUUUACUUAUUAGUGACAUUCACAAACGUGUCAAAUAUGUCGUAUAUCUUAAUAACCUUUUUCUGAUCGAGAUUAUCAUAGGAGAUCAUAAUUAUAGGAGAGCAAGAAGAGUCAAACUUUAUUCAUGCCCUGAUCAAUUUGCCUCAUACCUGUCAAGUUUUAGAUUUAAAAAUAAGGGAUAUUUUCCUCUGUCCGCUUAAAGCCGUCCCACCAGCCCAACGAAGGUUCAGUACCCCUUACAUUUUAAGACAGGUUUACAAAAAAAUUAAAAAUAACCACAUGUGAACCACUUACACACUACAAUUAGAUUAUCAGAAUCUGAAAUG